AUUUUGAUAAACACAGUACAGUGUUAUGUAGGGAUAUAGGGGGAUGUACUGUAGGGAUAUACUGUAGGGAUAAAGACACACGAAGACUUUCACCAGCUGGUGAAUGAGUGAAGCUGAUUGGUUGCAGCAUCUUUGUUUAAAAACAAAACCGAGCACGCGGAAGAUGCGACACGUGGUAGACCCCGCAGAUAGUCAAUACACCGCCGUCUCACUUAAUGUUGCCAUGACAACCGUGUCAAACAGUGACCCUAUUACGCGGUAACGAUCUCCAGAUCUCAUCACCAACAAUUUGUUGAGGAGUAGAACGAGUGUUUAUUUUAAGGGAGCGGGCAGCCCUUGUCACUGAGCGAUGGAGAACACCGAGGAGCUCCCGCGUGAGGAGCUGUUAGAGAUGUUAUCCUUUCUUGAAGAUAUUAAAACCGAGGCAGUCGAACAAGAACCCGACAGCAGUGCGGGAGCUACGGCUCCCCCUGUCGGUGGAGAUGUCGCAGUGCAGUUUGAAGCUUGUCUUACUUCAACUGAGAAAUUACACGCCAUAGAACAAGAACUUAAAUAUCUCCUCAGUAACGUCGACGAGUUUUUGAAACGCCUCUCCUACAGAAACGUUAAUACAGAGAAACAGUGUUUCACUCGUGUUGUGCCAGCAUUCCUGAAGACGUCCCAGCCAUUUUUUAUCUACUUGGAGUCUACCGCCCGCAACAGAUCACCUGGCCGACCUUCAAUGUCCCAGGAGAUACGUGACAAGCUGUUGCAGUUCUCUCAGGAACUGUGCAGUCGCACAGAGCACCUGAUAUUAACUUAUGCAUCACAUGGUUACCUCACCCUGGACGAGAGUGAUCCACUCUGUCGUUCUCAUUUCCACAUUGGCAAGUGUGAGGUGGAGAACAUCGAGCUGUCAAUCUUCCGUUACUGUCAACCCACCCCACUGCUGACCCUGACCAGGACGGGACUGUACAAACGCAUUCGCUGGAAUGUGAGGCGAAAUCACAUGAUGCAGGCAGAGAGAGAAGAUGAAAACAACAGGACAGACGAUGUGGCACAAGAGAUGGAAGGAGAACAAGGUGCAAGCAAAGAGGGAGGAAACAAAGACAUCACUACAGAGUAUUACUACCUCUGCCAUGAGAACGUCAUCUUAGUGGAGGGAGAGACACUAGGAGAAGAGAAAGACAGAAAGCCAGGGGAGGAAACACUAUUGAUGUGGUCUGUAGGGAAAUGGGAACCGAUAUAUACAGACUCAGGCACUGAAGACAUCAGUGAAUGGGUACUGUGCGCGAUUCCUCAAGGUGAGUACAGCCCUCUGCUGUAUCUGGGCACGCAAGAGCCGUCACCCCGCGAUGCCACAGACUUGCUCCUGGAGAUGCUCCUGUCAGAGGCUGGAUCAGUGCAACACAAUCCCAUCCCACAAGAGUGA
Messenger RNA from Clarias gariepinus (North African catfish), 1411 nucleotides. RefSeq names its product chromosome 18 C19orf67 homolog (gene c18h19orf67). Bases 350 to 1411 code for a protein of 353 amino acids. The record is from RefSeq and is a predicted model, not a curated record. Lineage: Eukaryota; Metazoa; Chordata; Actinopteri; Siluriformes; Clariidae. The transcript is spliced from 8 exons.